GUUUUUUUUUUGCAAGCGUUUGUGCAUCAUUUUGCAUCGCGUCGCGCGGUUCACUUCACCGGUGUUUCGGAUUGUUAUUAGCGGCCGGCACAGAAGAUUACCCCGGAUGAUUUGGUUCCAUUUUGCUGAGCGCUAUUCAAGUUUGUUACUUUAGGUUCGUUUGUUAUGUGUACAUCUGAGCGGUGCUCAAAAAUUUUGCAAAUCUGGAUGAACACAGCGAAACAAUGAUAACCGCCUCAGAACCUCUGGAAUUUAUUCCUCGGGGUCGUCAGGCGGUGAACGAGCACCCGGGCCCUUUGGUGUUGAAGAAACCCGUUUCGGUUCCGUCUGACUUCAUCCUGCUCCAGCGGAUGCAGGAUGUUAACAUUUCGCUCGACGAUAGCCCCGUAGAGUCGUACCAGAUCCGGGAGGCCUACAGCGAGCUGGACGAUGACACUGGCGGUCCGGCAUUUUUGCGCGAGGCUGAGUUCAAUACGGAGGAAGAACUCUACGUCAAGGGUAACACGGCCGUUUGGACGACCGGGUUGAGCAAUGAGGAAGCUUCGCCCCAUACGAGUCUAACGUGCGAGCACCCCAUCAAGUUUGCCUUUUUCAGCCCACGGCAGUUUCUUUCGUCGGAAGCGAAAGACAACCCGGAAAAAGGCACAAAGAAGCGGUCGAAAUCAGAUCAACAGUUGAAAUCUGCUGUGUGCCUAAUGGAUGGUACUUCCCUAAGGGUUUACUGCAGCAGUGGUGAGAAUUUCGUCACCAGUAUUGAAUGUCCAAUUUCAAACGUUUGGAUCACCAAUCACGGUAUUCUACUGGAGAAGGAACCAUCCAGUGCCGUGCUGGAAAAUCAUUCUAUCCCGAUGCCCAGGUUGUUCUCGCUGAAUCAUCCUCUCGAUGAAAUGUGUCCCGUUCUGAUAAAAAUGAACAACUCGACAGCCUAUUUGACCGAAGCCGAAUACCGAGUGGUGUUUACCUGUGAGGAGAACAAAUUGGUUCUGAUGUAUGACGAAAAAAUCGGGAAGCAUUUCGUUUGCUUCCUGCGCAGGGCCACCGAUGAGGAAAAGAACGACAUUGGUUGCGGAAGUGACAGCGUGUCGUUGUCCAAUACCGUAUUCAACGUUACGUCGGGACAUUUAUCCCAUCAUGCAGUAACGCCACAGCAUUCCCUUGCAACGCCCCAGUCGUUCUACAAGAACUCGCUUCUAGCACGUCACAGCACAUCAAAAGUAGGCCAGCUGAGUUUCGGGGCCACCCACAGCAGCCCGUAUGCCAGUAACUUGCAGCUCGGCCAAGUGGGUUCGUUCAACCUGAACACAACCGGUGUGGCCGGUACGAACAAUCGUAGCCAUAUGCAGCAGACUCAUGCCACGGCUGGUACCACACCGUUGUCAAGGUUGCAAUCGACACUGGGCGCAUCCGUCUCACUGAUGGACGUCAGGAAAAUAGGCCAAUCAGAACCUUCGAAGCCGAUCGUUCCGGAGUACUGCCUGGAGCACGUUUGGACCGACAACAUGAGUCAGUGGAAAGAGUUUCCAGAAAUGGCAUCGAAAGGUUUCAUACACGAUGAUUUGGUAGGCGAUACUUACCUAUGCUUCUUACUUCCUCGAUCCGAAAAACUGAGCCUAAUUCGGAUUGAUGGCAGUUCCACCGACAACAUCCUGAUACCACCUGCCACGGUGGCCGUUCAAAUCCCUGCAGUAGAUGCUGUCUGCAUGAAGCGUCUGAACAUGAUCGCAGUGUUGGCACCUUGUGGAACACUCAUGCUGUACUCCGGGUCGACUCAGGUCGGCAAAGUGCACGUGGGCGGCAUUCUGAGUAGUUUCGUCACGUCUACUGCCCUGAGUGCAUCUUUUGCUACAUCCCAGGGCUUUCCGCGACGCAGCAGUUUGCUGCCAACGGUGCCAGCAGCACAAGCAGAAACACGUUUCGACGAGGAACUCCAUAUGCUAUCGCCGGUACAGCCAUUGCACUCUGCAACAACUACGUCUCGUUUGAACAAUUGCUCGAGCAUUCGGGAUGGGUCGGGUAAUCGAUUGACGCUGGCAUUCAACAAUGAUAAGAUGUUCCGUAUAUCACUACCGAUUAUGAGUGAGUGUCAACUCGUAUCACGCUGCUUGCUAGCAUUGAGAGAAGCUCUUCCGAAGACGCUGGCUUUGGAACUCAUGAUCCGAUGGUACGGUACGAAGAAUGCACCUGGUUCGAAAGAUUUCGACGGGAACCGAGAAUGGGAAGUUUUUUCUGGAAUGAUAUUCCAACUCAUGGGUAGGCCUUUCCCGCCUCCUGAUAGUCGACUGAACAAGUCCAACUCUAAGUCCUCGCUAGACGAACCGAAAAAACGGCGGAAAAGUGAGAACUGUCUUGGAACAGACAAUGAUUGGGAGUAUUUAAUGGCACAUAGUGGAAACAUGAAAAUUCCAGAAAAAGAUGCGGAAACAGCUGGUCCAGUUCCAUAUAGUUCGAAUAAAACCUUAUUUGGUCACAUUCCUAGCAUUUUGUAUACUUUACAUUUGGUGUACGAAGAUCUCAAACUAGAGCCCCUUAUGCGAAACGAACUGAAACUUCUAUCAGAGUUUCUAUACGAACUAUCGUCUGAUGCAAAACUGGAGAAAUUUCAACUGCACUAUUUCUUAGAUUUCCAGCACCUGGUUGAUCUACGCUCCUGCUGUUUUAUAAAAGAAGAAGAUAGAACGAAGUUUAUCAACGUAAAUGAUAUCGAUUUUGAAAACAUCCCAAAAAUAUUUUCCUACAUCCAUACCAUUCUUCUAAAUCCUAAUAAACCGGAAAUGCGACAUUAUCCUUGCUUAGAAAAAAUCAACAAUCGCAGUCGAGACAUAAUACUCAUCAUAGCCUACUUGUAUCGAGUUAAAGGCCUAUCGAAGUGGAUCACAAACCAGUUGGAAACUCUCUCAGUAGGCUUGGACGUGUCGCUGUCGGAUGAUAUCGAUCAGAUUAUGGCCAACGUGAUCAUCAAAUUGCUCUUGAAGCGCGGUUACAAUCGGGUAAUCUUAGAGAAGCUUCCCGUUAGCAUUCAUUAUCUGAUUGCGCAGUUUCUUGAAACUUACCGGAACAAACCGAUCAACAUAUACGAAGCGGAUGUCUAUGAACUACUGCUCAGACCAGAACUCUACGCUCACGCGACGUUCGAUGUACAGAAUCAACCGACCAGAAGCAAGAAACACACAAGUGGCUUGAAGGAAAACUCUCUUUCGCUCCGUCGGAAACCUCAACCGGAGGUUAUACCGAAAAAUGAAGUCAAGCAGGAGGAAAACGGUAUGGAAAAUAUAGACACCAAAUUGUUGCGAUUGCGUUUCCCCGAUGACCUGAGAAUCAACGACGUCAAGGCUUUUCUCAACAGUUCACAGCCAGUCACCAUCGAUAUCGAACAAGCUACCAACGUUUCGGAUCAUGAGUUCAUGGAGGAACAGGAAAAACAACUGUAUGCAUUGUGCAUCAGAACGAUGGCACUUCCGGUUGGCCGAGGUAUGUUCACCUUGAGGGCAAGUCGACCGACCGCCACCCAAACUCUGCCGAUUCCCAAAUUGUGCCUAACCGGCAAAGAAAUUCACAGAGGGGCGACCAUAGAGAUUCAACAGUUGGAGGUUCCACCGAACAUGAGUCUUUGGCCUACAUUCCACAACGGAGUUGCUGCUGGAUUGCGGAUAUGCUCGGACACUCCGGACAUCGAUUCCACAUGGAUAACGUACAACAAGCCGAAAGGGGUUGCAGAUAUCCCCACGGAGCAUGCUGGCUUCCUGAUGGCGCUCGGGCUUAAUGGCCAUCUCAAGUCGCUAUCGUUUAUGAGCAUCUAUGAAUAUCUGGUUAAAUGUGACGAAAUGAUCAGCCUGGGCCUGUUGCUCGGAAUUUCAGCUGCCCAUAGAGGUACGAUGGACCUGAAGGCCACAAAAUUACUAAGCGUUCACACGGAAGCCCUACUGCCACCUACUGCAGUUGAGUUGGAUAUUUCUCAGAACAUUCAGGUUGCCUCGUUGAUGGGCAUCGGACUUGUGUAUCAGGGAACGGCCAAACGACACAUUGCUGAAGUGCUAUUGCAAGAGAUAGGACGACCUCCGGGACCGGAGAUGGAAAACUACGUAGAGCGUGAAUCCUACGCCCUCACCGCUGGUCUGGCACUGGGGUUGGUGACCUUGGAACAAGGCGAGAAAUCCACGGCCCUGCGCGACUUAGACAUUCCGGAUACGUUGCACUACUACAUGGUCGGAGGAAAUCGACGUCCUCUGGUGGGUGCCCAAAAAGAAAAAUACAAGCUUCCCUCGUUCCAAAUCAAGGAAGGCGAUACCGUAAACAUUGACGUAACAGCCCCGGGAGCCACUUUAGCUCUGGGUUUGAUGUACUUCCGUACCGGAAAUGAAGCCAUCGCAAAUUGGAUGAAACCUCCGGACACAACCUACCUACUUGAUUUCAUCCGUCCGGACUUGUUGCUGUUAAGAAUUGUGGCCAAAAACAUCAUCAUGUGGCACGAGAUUGACGCUUCCACUGACUGGGUUUACAGUCAAAUCCCACGUGCGUUAUCGGAACUGAUCAGGAAUCGCCUUCCUACGGACCACCAAUCUCAGCCUGUCGAUCACGAAGCACAGUGUCAAGCUUACUGCAGCAUUGUAUGUGGAGCAGCGAUUUGCAUUGGCCUUAAAUAUGCAGGAACUGCCGAUGAACGAGCAUUCACGACGUUAAACUUCCUGCUGAAGUACAUCCUCGGUCUGAGCGGACGACCUUUCGGAGACUUUGCUGGUAAGCAGACAUUAGAAAAUUGCACGAUCAUGAUUCUGCUCUCGCUAUCCCUGGUGCAAGCUGGCACCGGCGACCUAAGAGUGCUGCGGGCAGUCAGGAUGCUGCGUUCGAGAUUCGGCCAGUGUCACGUUACCUACGGAUCUCACAUGGCUGUUCACAUGGCUCUCGGAUUUCUAUUUCUCGGCGCUGGACGCUACACACUGUCACGUUCCGCGGAAGCUAUCGCGGCCAUCAUAUGUUCCAUCUUUCCGAAGUUUCCCAACCACAGCAACGACAAUCGGUACCAUCUGCAAGCAUUCCGUCAUCUGUACGUGCUAGCCAUCGAGCCACGACUGUUCCUUCCGCGGGACAUCGAUACUGGGAAACUGUGCCUGUGCGAAAUAUACUAUCUGGAGAAGGGCAAGACGGAACCGGUCAAAGUGCUGGCGCCAUGCAUGCUUCCAGAGCUGCAUACUCUCAGUAAGGUGUAUGUGAAGGAUUCCAACUACUGGCAUGUGUACUUUGACGAGGAGAAUUGGCACAAUUUGGAAAACAUACUAAAGGCGAGUGGCUGCGUAGAUUUGAAGCAGCGUGCCGGUUGCCUUUCCUAUUUAGAAGACCCUAAUCGGCUGAAAUCCAUGCUGACGCAAACUCUGACCACGAGCAAAUACAACUCGUGGAAAAUCAACGAAAACGGUUUGCUCGCCUUCUCAACGGAUCAAAGAAUCUCAAACAUAGCGACCAAAUUUUUGCUGACGGCUAAACACAACGGAAUCGACGAAAUUGAGGCAAUGCACGCCACGGAACGGAGUAUUAUCCAAAUGCUGAUGCUGCAAACGUAUGACUGCCUCACACAUGAUAAAAUGCACGGAUUAACCAUUUUUAUGGAUUUGAUGAAUUGUAUCAUCAAUUUCGAAUCGUCGUGCAAUGCUUCUGAGCUUUGGCAAUUCCGCAUCAUUGCCGCGAUAAUUGCCAAACGGAAAUCCAUCGCCGAAUCCGACAUGUUGGUUUCUCAAGACAUGCUACAAUCGCUGGUCGAUCGACUCAAUCUGCGAAUGGAGGAUAUGCUGAAGGAUAGCGGUCACCUGAUCCGCUCUUACGUGGUCGGUGUGGAUCCGGAACGGUCUCUGGCUGAUCUAUUGUCUGAAUUGUGCAACGAGGGACGAAUGCGGAUAGCUCGGUUAUUAACUUUCUACGAUUUACCAGUAAGGAUUCUCAACAGCGACGUGCUUGAACGAAUCAGCCAGACUGAUUACCUCCAGUUUGUGUGUGGUAUGCACGAACAGUAUCCAGAACUUUCCAGCUCAACCAUCUGCCAAAUGGCCGAAGCUUUGAGGUUGAAAUCGGUUCAGGAGAAAAUCUAAACUGUAAGUUAGUUUAAUUUGUUUAUUUGUAACGGUUUGCUCAUAACAUUGAUUUAUCCUGAA
This is a messenger RNA of Aedes albopictus (Asian tiger mosquito), 6140 nucleotides long. RefSeq names its product anaphase-promoting complex subunit 1 (gene shtd). The coding region runs from base 225 to 6077 and encodes 1950 amino acids. NCBI's taxonomy places the organism in Eukaryota, Metazoa, Arthropoda, Insecta, Diptera, Culicidae. Gene Ontology annotation, cellular component: anaphase-promoting complex. Gene Ontology annotation, biological process: anaphase-promoting complex-dependent catabolic process; metaphase/anaphase transition of mitotic cell cycle; protein K11-linked ubiquitination. The transcript is spliced from 8 exons. Gene Ontology annotation, molecular function: molecular adaptor activity. The record is from RefSeq and is a predicted model, not a curated record.